UUGGUCGCAGCUUAUUGGCUGGUGAAGUGCGGUAGAGGCAGAAACAAAAACGAUGUGAAAAUGCGGUCAUUUUUACCUGCCGUGGCAGAACAGCUUUUCCGGGAUAUCCAGCGAACCUAUCAGGAGUCGACUCAAAUUCCAGAUGAUCUGCUUAUUGCGCUAAAGUUUGUCUUCGGCUCCUGCGCACUGCAGGCAUUGGACCUAGUCGACCAGCGCUCUGUCACGUGUCUGUCCUCUCCCAGCGGUCGCCAAGCCUUCCAGGUAAUUGGAGGCUCGGGCCGUUUGUACACCUGCUUCUUGUCCUGUCACUACUGCCCCUGCCCGGCUUUCGCCUACACAGUUCUACGCAGAAACCAAGGCCUGCUGUGCAAACACAUCCUGGCCGUCUACCUGUGCCAGGCUAUGGCCGUGACUCAACAGGAGAGUAUCCCUGACCAGCAGAUGUCGGCGGUGCUCAGCGGGACCGGGGCCCCGUAGCAGCAAGAGGGCUGGAAGAUACGGCCCCACAGAGCUGAUUCCCUACAUCCGUGGAAUACUGGCCUGGUUUCUGUUUUUUAUCUGACAGAUAACAGAUGUUACUUUGUUUUCUUUUAGAAAUGUUCUUCAUCUCAAAUACUUUGGGUUUUAUUUUUAGUUGCUUUCUAUCUGAAGCUCCAUUAGUUAGGGAGUGAGAGAACAUCUGGACACUGAGGUCACCUCCAAACCAUUUUACUGCACAGUAAUGAUUUUUCUCAUGCACUGCUACUAAAUAUAAAUCAUCACUAUUAAAAUGUGGGAAUAAAAGCCGAUCUUACCAAUAUAAACAU
This is a messenger RNA of Fundulus heteroclitus (mummichog), 806 nucleotides long. It is a transcript of the gene zswim7, whose product is annotated as zinc finger, SWIM-type containing 7. The transcript is spliced from 5 exons. Gene Ontology annotation, cellular component: Shu complex. The coding region runs from base 61 to 477 and encodes 138 amino acids. Gene Ontology annotation, molecular function: zinc ion binding. Gene Ontology annotation, biological process: double-strand break repair via homologous recombination. Lineage: Eukaryota; Metazoa; Chordata; Actinopteri; Cyprinodontiformes; Fundulidae. The record is from RefSeq and is a predicted model, not a curated record.